Molecule: messenger RNA, 1943 nt
Organism: Ooceraea biroi (clonal raider ant)
Lineage: Eukaryota; Metazoa; Arthropoda; Insecta; Hymenoptera; Formicidae
Product: transmembrane protein 267
Source: RefSeq, a predicted model, not a curated record
UCAGUUGACUUGCGCGCCGCGGGGACAAUCAAGAUGGCGGACCGUCACCGGUGACGUUUUUGUUUGGAGAUUCUCGCGUUCCGCGAAUUCUUUCGCGCGAGCCACGAUUUAACGAUCGAUCGCGAUCGUCGGCGACGAGUUGCCGGAGAAAAAACGCGCGCGAUGUGGUGCUGCGUGCGCGAGCUCUGGCUGCGCGCAAUUCUGACGUGCGCGAUUGGCGCUUGCUCGAUCCUCGGCGACUUCGGGCUGCGAUACGGCAAGAGCGAGCCGGAGCGCGCGGCGUUUGACAACGCGACGCACGCGACCGUGGGCGGCCUCACGUGGACGCUGAUUGUCAUCCUGUCGCGAAAGUACGUCGCGCGCAAUCUGGACAGCAUAUUCUCCUGCUUCCUACUGGCGUCCUUCAUCGAUCUCGAUCACUUUAUCGCGGCGCGCAGCUGGCACAUCCAUGACGCGACGCAUCUGCAGAAACGGCCGUUUCUGCACUGCACCACAAUUCCCAUCAUGCUGUGGGCACUUUUUAUAUCGCUGUCCAACGCUUUCCACUCUCCGGUACUGGAGCAGACUUCCUGGGUGAUACUGGCCGCCUUCCUGAGCCAUCACAUACGAGACGGUACCAGGAGAGGUUUGUGGUUCUGUCCCUUCGGCUCUACUCGUCCCAUUCCCUACUAUCUAUACGUGAGUCUUUGUAUGUCUCUUCCUUACGCGUUACACUGGCUCAUGAGUUUACACACUUUCGUGCAAAAGAGCGACGGCCCUGUCGCUCUCAUCGACGUGUGAGACGAUGCGCGUCAAACAGUUUUUACAGUUUUUCUAAAUGUGUUACAACAUAGGAAUACUGACAAUUCAAAGUGUAAAAAUUUUUCGAAUUUUCCAAGUACAACUGACGAGUGAAAUUAAGAGAAUAAUUAAGACAAUUAAGCUCUCUAGGAGAAAUUGACAUUAUAAAAUUGAUAUGAUUUAUUUAUUAGAAUACAUGAAACAUUAGUUGAUACAUGAAAUGUGCGAGAGAUGUGAAAAAUAAUUUGUACGAUAAUUCGAAUAUUUAUAAUUAAAUAAUAAUUUCUAGACAAUUAAAUAAUUGCCUUGAAAUUCGAUAACUUCAGGGUAAAACAGUUAUCAUACUUAACAUUGAAUAUUUUUUAUUCAAAUCUUUUAUUCAAAUAGGAAUAAGUGUUUAUAAUAUACAUACAUUGUAUCUAUAUCUAAUUUAAGAUAAUUUAAGUAAUUUAAGUAUUGUUCCUAUCUACUAUCUUGUACAAUCGCAGAGCUUAGAUGCGAUUGUGACGUUCAGUGUGAUGUAAUGUACAUGACAGCAACGAUGUUACGAUGUCGAUGUUCGCUUGCGUGAGCGAAAGGGAAAGUCUUGAAUAAAAUUUUUGUCCGUUGCGGGAUGGUAACGUCAACGUAUACAAGCGUAUAAUAUUUAUACAUAGGCCAUUGUGCAGUUGUGCGGUGGUUUAUGGGCGAGUCCCACGUCCAUUCGUUUCCUAUGCCUGCAUAUUCACAAGUCGAUACGCCGUUUCUUCUUUCAUGAGGGAGAGGGGAACACUGGCGCACAACAGCGCGUUCCUAUACUUAUAAGUAUAUUCCCGGCGUUCCCGGGAAUUCGAUUUUGUAAUCAAUAAUAUAUCUUCGUCUGCUACACGAGUGUUUAAGCGCAAACAAUGAGUCGUAAAACUGCUUAAAGCAUAGCGUUGAAUUAAAGUAACACGAGCAAGGUAAACCUUAUACGUACUUUCGUUUCCGUUUCUUCAAGUGUGAUGUACAUUGUUAUCGAGAGAUUGCGUCGACAUGCCUUACCUUAAAAUGGAAAUUCCUGUUCUUUCCCAUAAUGAGUGAUUCCCCAUAAUUGCACUCCACUUCUCAACAGUACGUGAUAGAUUAAGAAAAACACAAUUGUGUCAAUGGUAAAAUAUUAGAAAUAAAAAUAUUAGGAAAUA